This is a messenger RNA of Tilletiopsis washingtonensis, 4443 nucleotides long. RefSeq lists its product as hypothetical. The coding region runs from base 139 to 4068 and encodes 1309 amino acids. NCBI's taxonomy places the organism in Eukaryota, Fungi, Basidiomycota, Exobasidiomycetes, Entylomatales. Gene Ontology annotation, molecular function: protein tyrosine kinase activity; ATP binding; protein serine/threonine kinase activity. The record is from RefSeq and is a predicted model, not a curated record. Gene Ontology annotation, biological process: peptidyl-threonine phosphorylation; peptidyl-serine phosphorylation. The transcript is spliced from 6 exons. Gene Ontology annotation, cellular component: nucleus; cytoplasm.
ACCACGCCGCAUCGUCCAUCCCAGCUCGUCCUGCUCUGCCCGUGCCUCGCCGUGCCCCGCCGUGCCCAUCGCGCCCGCCGCACCGCCGCCUGACCCCGCCUCGUGCGCUGAGCGCGCGCGUCCGUCGCGCUGCCCGCCAUGGCGCGCCCCCACUCCUCCUACGGCGCGCCGCUCGACGACUACUCGCCGCGCCAGGGCCAGCAGCACAUCAUCAACAUGGGCGGCAUCGACGGCGGCGGCCACCACGCGGGUGCGGGCGGCGGCUCGGCGGCGGGUGCGUACCGCGCCGCGCAGCGCUCGCCGCUCAUGGCCUCGUCGCCCUACUCGCCCGCCGGCGCGUUUGACAAGCAGCCGGGCGCACCAGGCUCGUCGUCCGCAUACGCCUCGCCGCGGCAGGCACAGCACGGCGGCAGCCUGGCGCCGCAGCAGCCGCCGGCGGGCCAGAGCUCGCUGAGCCGCAGCCAGUCGCUGGGGCACCACGUGUACCAGCAGCACCAGCAGGCGCAGCAGCAGCAGCACGCUCAGCAGCAGCAGUAUGCCCAGCACGGCUCCAGUCCGGCGCGGUCGCACCAGGCCGGCGCGCGCGGCUCGUACCACCGCUCGCGCGAGUCGGCGCAGCCGUCGUACUCGGACGGCUCCGGCGGCUCGUACGGCACGCCGCAGGCCGGCAGCGGCUCGUCGCGCUCCAGCCUGGUGGGCAGCGGCAGCCUGCUGCCGACCAUCAACACGCAGAUCCCCUCGGGCAACUUUGCCUCGAGCCCGUACAGCCCCAGCGGGCGCAACUCGAUGUUCGCCGAGUCCUCCACCUCGACGUACAGCGCGCAGCCGCCGAUGUCGCGCUCGCCGGGCCACGGCAAGAGCGGUGGGAGCCCGUACGCCUCGACACAGGCGGCGUUCAGCUCGAGCAGCCAGUUCCAUUCGCCGCAGCAGCCCGGCUCGCAGCACCGGCCGUUGAGCAUGCUCGAGAGCGGCACGUACUCCAACUUCCGUGACCGCUCCGGCACGAGUCCGGCGCAGCACGAGAGCGCACGCCUGGCGCAUCGCACCUCGAACACGGCGCUGCGCGCCUCGGCGUACGAAGGCGGGCUGCCAACGUACCAUGCGCCGGCGCAGUCGGGUGACUCUCUGCCGUAUGCGUACAGCACCUCGGCGCUGGCCAGUGCCGCUGCGGGCUUGGGGCAGACGGGCCACGCGCCGCCCUCGCUUGGCGCUGGCGGGCCACCGCCGCGAGGCAGUGCCUUGUAUGCGAGCGAGAAGGACCGGAGAGGCAGCAUGCCUGCCACCACGUCCAGCGGAUACGAUCGCGAAUGGCAGCAACAGCAACAGCAGGGGCCCUCGAAGGUGCCGCAGCGGCCUGUGCCGCAGGUGGGCUUCAGGCGCGUGCGCGACACGAACGACCUGAGGCCAAACGCGCAGGCUGCGGCACAGGGCUUUGGGCGGAGAGCAGACCCGGCAGGCGGGCAUGUCAGCCCGCUCAAGGCGAUGACGACGUAUCUGCACCACACGUACCACCUUGUCAACCCGGCGUUCUUCUACGAGCUCUCGUUCAACCCGCGGCGCGUGCUGACGAAGCCGAGCAAGCCGAUGCACAACGACGGGCACGACAAUGAGGACUCCGACUACAUCCUCUACGUCAACGAUUGGUUGGGCGCAGAGGAGGGGAACCGGUAUCUCAUUCUUGACGUGCUGGGCCAGGGCACGUUCGGACAGGUGGUCAAGUGCCAGAACAUGAAGACGCACGAGAUUGUCGCCGUCAAGGUGAUCAAGAACAAGCCGGCCUACUUCCACCAGAGCAUGAUGGAGGUGACGAUCCUCGAGAUGCUCAACGGCAGCUGGGACCCCAACGACGAGCACCACAUUCUGCGCCUGCGCGACACAUUCAUCCACGCGAAGCACCUCUGCCUCGUCUUCGAGCUGCUCUCGUCGAACCUGUACGAGCUGAUCAAGCAGAACUCCUUCCGCGGCCUCAGCACCAGUCUCGUGCGCGUCUUUACCGCGCAGCUGCUCGACGCGCUGACGGUGCUGCACGAGGCGCGCCUGAUCCACUGCGAUCUCAAGCCGGAAAACAUCCUGCUGAAGACUCUGCAAACGCCGUCCAUCAAGCUCGUCGACUUCGGCUCGGCGUGCCACGAGCGGCAGACGGUGUACACGUACAUCCAGUCGCGCUUCUACCGCUCGCCGGAGGUGCUGCUUGGCCUGCCGUACUCGGCGUCCAUCGACAUGUGGUCGCUCGGCUGCAUUGCGGUUGAGCUGUUCCUUGGCCUGCCGCUCUUCCCGGGCACGUCCGAGUACAACCAGAUCUGCCGGAUCGUCGAGAUGCUAGGUCUGCCGCCGGCGUUCAUGCUCGACCAGGGCAAGCAGACGGGCGAGUUCUUCUCGGUGCACAGCGACGAGUACGGGCGCAAGACGUACCGCCUCAAGUCGCUCGAUCAGUACUCCAAGGAGCACAACACGCAGGAGCAGCCGUCGAAGAAGUACUUCCAGGCCACCACGCUGCCCGAGAUCAUCAAGACCUACCCGAUGCCGCGCAAGAGUGGCCGGCCAGCGGACGUGCCAAAAGAAAUGGCGUCGCGCACCUGCUUUAUCGACUUUGUCACUGGCCUGCUCAACAUGGACCCCGCGCAGCGGUGGACGCCGCAGCAGGCGCGCAAGCACCCCUUCAUCACCAACGAGAAGUUUGUCGAGCCGUACAAGCCGCCGCCGAACCCAUCGAGUCCGACGACUGCGGCGCGCACCAGCAAGGCUGCGAACGCGACUGUCGAGGCUGCCAAGCACCCGUACGGCGGCCUGCCGCAGACUCCGUCACGGCAAUCGGGACGCGCCUAUCCAGACGCUGCGGCCUACAACCAACAUUUGGCACAGCAGCAGGCGUACAACUCGGCGCAUCAGGCACGGCAAUCGCAGCCUCCGCCGGUCAACAACCCGUACGCGCAGGACGCUCAGGCGCAGGCUCAGGCGCAAGCAAAGGCGCAAGCAAAGGCCCACGCACAGGCGCAGCAGCAGCAUCAGCAGCAGCAUGCGCACGCUCAGGCGCAGGCACAGGCGCAGGCAGCUGCUGCUCACCACGCUGCCGUGUCUCCGCAGGGCUACGCGGCGCCCCCUGCGAAUGCCACAGGCGUGCAGACGCGCAGCCGCUCGAACACGAUGACGCGCAUGGACACGGUGCCGCCGCAGCUGGCCAAGCUCGGUCUCGACUCGACACCGCACUCUGGCGCCAACCUGCACUCGGCCACGCCGGUGCUCACGCGGGAAGAGUCACUGCGCGAGUGGGAGCGGCGGCAGCAGCAGAACGGCGGCGCUGCGCCGAUGCCACAACAGCUGGCCGCCGGUGGUGGCGCGACGGGCAGCGGCAAGGCACGUACGUCUUCCAACUACGGGCAUCUCGACCUGUUGCAGCACGGCACCGGCGCGACCGGCUGGUCGCAGCAAUGGAGCGGCGCGGGCUCGUCGGCGCAGCGGCAUAGCUCGCAAGGCCAGCCGAGCGCCUACACGUCGCCAUCGGGCAGUGCGAUCCACUCGCCACCCGGCGGGCAGCCGCCAGGAGCAUUCUCGGUCAUCGUCGACGGGCAAGACCGGCGAAUGGUCAAUCCGCACGACGCGAUGAGCGCCAGCUCGGCCAUGGCCAACAUGCCGUCGCACGGCGCGGGCGGCAUGUCGGGCAUCACGCAGCCGCCGCAGGCGGCCUACUCGAGUGCCUCGAGCGGGCCGUCGCAGGCCUCGCGCUACCAGCCGCCGGCGAGCAGCACAUACGGCGCGGCGGGCAUGUCGUUCGACCCGUACGACACGGGCAUCGCGCAGCUCAUGCCUGCGCUCAAGCCGACGCAGUACCAGGGCAGCCAGGCGGGCGCAGCGACGCAGCGGCACUCCGUCGCCGUCACGCCGGGCGGCGGCUCGUCGUACGCAGGGCUGCAGUCGGUCCACACGGCGGCCAGUCCGAGCGGCAUGCGCGGCGACGACGGCUUUGGCAUGCAGGGCUUCGACGGCCGGCGGUACUCGCAGCAGCAGCACCCGCAGAUGCAGCAGCAGCACCCGCCGGCCGCGUCGCCGCAGGGCCACCAGCGCUUCUGAGGCCCGGCGUGGCCCGCUGCUGCUGGACUGCUCUUAGAUCCGCUCUCUGUGUCGUCGCCGCCAAUCUCACACCAUCUGCGUGCUCACCCGGGCCUGUACACGUCGCCAUGCUCCCUCUCUUCGGCGCGGCGGACGCCUGCAAAGCGAUGUCAUACCCCACGAUGGAAUUGCGUGGCCGUGCCCCGUCCUUUUGUGAAGAGCCUUUGCGUGAGAGGAGAGAGAGCACAGUGAAAGAGGCAAGAUUACGAGGAGCAGUGUGUGGCGAAGGAUCGGACAGUGCAGCGGAACGAGCAGCAGGGUUGGUAGGGGGGCGGAGCGUAAAGUCGUCUACUCUUCUUCUGACUCGUCAGAGCCCUCGGACGCCUCGAGAUCGAG